AUGCAACGUCUAGCAAUCAUUCGUUGUGGAACGUCAUCGUUGAAUCGAGUUGUUGAUAUAUGUCAACAGACAAUAUCAGCGCGAGCUAGAGAUUCAACAAUUAAACGAACUUUAUCAAUCAAUUCUCAUGAUCAAAAGAAUGAGCUUGGUAUUGAUACAAAAUCGUAUAAACCUUCAACCGCGAAGACUGAAACACACGUACCGGAUGACCUCAAAGGUGGGCAACCUAUUGAAACUAUCGAUAAGCCACCACGAAGUACUGCAACAUUGACCAGUGGUGGUAAAGUAUGGUCGGUUCAAAACCCCGGUUCAGUGCAUAUUGCUCCAUUGGGUGCCACUGCAACUACAUUUGUUCCAGCAGCAAAAGUAGAUGGUCAAACCAUUCAUGAAACAACAGUUCAUACCACUCAAGGUGAAUUGAAUAUCGCGGAUCCGUUCAAAACACACGUACUACAACCAGAGGCAACACCAGCACAAUUAGCUGAAGCAGCGGCAGUGUCAGCUUUCGAGCCGUUCGCACCAGAUACGCCAUUAACAACAACAUCGCCCGCCGACACCGUAUUUGCACCGAAAAUCUCUUCAACUGAACUUUAUUCAGCUACAUCAUCACCAACAGCACACUAUGAGAAAGCAACACCGUCGUCGUCAACAACAGAUACAACUAAAUAUGAAGCAGCUACGAAAUCGACAGUUUUCGGAGGACUGGAUACACUGGCAUCAACGAAGAAACAUCCACAAUACGAUCCAUUUGAUGCAAAACCAGCCGACAAAACAAAAAGUGCCCAAGAAAUUCCUAUUCAACGUGAAAGCGACAUACGUGAUGAAAUCCUACGUGAAUCACUCAACUAUGUCAAUGAGCAAGGUUGGACCAUGGAUGCGAUUCGAUCUGGUGUUCGUGCCAGUAAUCAGCCAACAACUGUUGAAGGAUUGUUUAGUAAUGGCUAUGAUCUCGUUGAAUAUUUUAUGCGAGAUGCCAAUGCUAAGAUGUCAGCUUAUAUGAAUGAUAAAGCCAAGAAUGGAAACAAGCAAGGAAGUCAUCUCUUAAUCGAUGGUUUGAAACAUCGACUGAGUCUUGUAGUACCUUAUGCAAAUACAUGGGAUCAGGCAUUAGCACAAGGUGCAUUACCACAGAAUGCCAUGCGCGGUUGGAAGAAUCUUCUGGAUCUAGCGGGUGAUGCUUGGCACGGUAUUGGUGAUACAUCCACCGAUAUGAAUUGGUAUAGCAAACGACUUCUGUUAGCGGCUGUCUAUAAGAGUGCUGAGAUUUAUAUGAUUCAAGAUCAAUCGCCAGAUAAAGUCGAUACGAUGAAUUUUUUGGAACGUCGUUUAGGUGAUUUUCAAGCAAUGGGAUCGGUCCGAAAUUCAGUAUCGAAAUCUCUCUCGGAUACGGCUCAAAUAGCUAGUGGACUUUUCUCCGUGGUUCGCAAUUUAACUUCUCGUCGUUAG
Molecule: messenger RNA, 1446 nt
Organism: Adineta ricciae
Lineage: Eukaryota; Metazoa; Rotifera; Eurotatoria; Adinetida; Adinetidae
Source: the annotation of a GenBank genome assembly